This is a messenger RNA of Nelumbo nucifera (sacred lotus), 1119 nucleotides long. It is a transcript of the gene MENG, whose product is annotated as S-adenosyl-L-methionine-dependent methyltransferases superfamily protein. The record is from RefSeq and is a predicted model, not a curated record. Gene Ontology annotation, molecular function: 2-phytyl-1,4-naphthoquinone methyltransferase activity. Gene Ontology annotation, biological process: phylloquinone biosynthetic process. NCBI's taxonomy places the organism in Eukaryota, Viridiplantae, Streptophyta, Magnoliopsida, Proteales, Nelumbonaceae.
UACCAAACACACCACGGAAAGCCUGAAGACGCAGCGCUUCAUCCCUCUCAGGGGCAACCUCGUCAAUGAAUUCCAGCUUUUCUCUUCCAGGCUGAAAGAAAGCCGACGGAGGAGCGAGGAUAAGCCGAAGCAGAGUACCGGGGAUGGCUUCACUCCUCCUUUGUCAUUCUCCGUUCUCCGGUCACUGCGUUGUACCCUUUCGUUCAAAAAGUAAAGUCUCAUUCUCCGGUGGUUAUCGGUCUGUGCGAUGUGCAGGGGAUCGCCAAGCACUCUUUAGCCGCAUUGCUCCCGUCUACGAUAACCUGAAUGAUUUACUGAGUUUGGGGCAACAUCGCGUGUGGAAAAGGAUGGCCGUCUCCUGGAGCGGGGCUAAAGAAGGAGACUGCGUGCUUGAUUUGUGUUGUGGAAGUGGGGAUCUGACAUUCCUUUUGUCAGAGAAAAUUGGAUCUCGUGGGAAGGUAACUGGUCUUGACUUCUCAAAGAAUCAAUUACUGGUGGCAUCCUUUCGACAAGACUUGCUUUGGAAAGCUUGCUACAAAAACAUUGUAUGGGUUGAAGGUGAUGCACUUGAUUUACCUUUUCCCAAUGGUUAUUUUGAUGCAAUUACUAUUGGUUAUGGGCUGCGGAAUUUAGUGGAUAGGAGUAAAGCCAUGAAGGAAAUGUUUCGAGUCCUGAAACCAGGCUCCAGAGUAUCAAUUUUGGACUUCAACAAGAGCACAGAACAAUUUACUACCACAAUUCAGGAAUGGAUGAUUGAUAAUGUUGUUGUUCCGGUGGCAAGCAAUUACAACCUGGCCAAGGAGUAUACAUACUUGAAAAGUUCAAUCCGUGAAUUCUUAACUGGCAGAGAGCUAGAGGAACUUGCCAUGGAAGUAGGAUUUUCCAGUGCCAAACAUUAUGAGAUAGCUGGAGGCCUCAUGGGAAAUUUAGUAGCAACUCGUUAAAUAGGAAUUUCCACUUGCUUCGCAUUCUCUUUGCAAGUUUUCCAAGUUUGUUCAGAAGAAUGCAAGUUUAUCAUCAGUUAAACUGCAACUUUAGGUUAAGAAUUCUUUUGUAAUCUAAAUCCACAAUAUUUACAUUGACUAAAACAAAAUAUACUUACUGGCUUAUUGCAAGUUU